Messenger RNA from Fonsecaea nubica, 1263 nucleotides. RefSeq lists its product as hypothetical. Lineage: Eukaryota; Fungi; Ascomycota; Eurotiomycetes; Chaetothyriales; Herpotrichiellaceae. The record is from RefSeq and is a predicted model, not a curated record. Bases 1 to 1263 code for a protein of 420 amino acids. The transcript has a single exon. Gene Ontology annotation, molecular function: D-mannose binding. Gene Ontology annotation, cellular component: endoplasmic reticulum-Golgi intermediate compartment; Golgi membrane; endoplasmic reticulum membrane. Gene Ontology annotation, biological process: endoplasmic reticulum organization; Golgi organization; endoplasmic reticulum to Golgi vesicle-mediated transport.
AUGAAGAUCGGUCUUUCCUCCUCACUGUUCUCCCUUCUCUGGGUAACUUCAUCACUUGCUCAAAAUGUCAUCGACGAAAUGUCUUUCGGACAUAAACAGACAAUCUCGCCGAAUUCCUUUGCCAUUCCUGGUUGGUCGAUGCUUGGGGAAGGACAUGUGCCUCAACUGCUGUCGGACAAAGUCAUUCUGACACCUCCGUACGGCGGUCACAAGCGGGGAGCACUAUGGAGUGAACAGAAAAACUCAUUACAGGAUUGGGCUGUGGACCUCAAAUUCAGGGCAAGCGCUGCAGACAGAGGCAGUGGGAAUUUGCAACUGUGGUACGUGGCCAAUGGCGAUAAGACAGUGAGCACGUCGAGCAUAUACACAGUGGGGAAGUGGGAAGGGCUUGCAAUAGUCGUCGACACAGUAGGAGGGGUACAAAAGAUUCGAGGGUUUCUCAGUGAUGGGUCGGUCGAUUACAGAAACCAUGCGAACGUGGACAGCCUUGCAUUUGGGCACUGCGACUACGUCUACCGCAAUCUGGGGCGGCCAUCUCAUAUCAAUGUGAAACACACUCGUGCAGAAGGCCUCGAAAUCCGUGUCGACGAUAGAGUGUGCUUCACCACGGCGAAAGUUGCACUACCGCUGGAUUAUGGCUUUGGGAUGACCGCGGCAUCAGCAGAUCCUCCCGACUCCUUCGAAGUGUUUGGAUUCACUCUGUCUUCUCUCACUGCACCGCCAGCCACGCAAGAAUCAAAUCAACAAGCCUUCUCACAGAACCAAAAUCAAGGACAAGGGAUGAUGCAAAUGGAGGAUCACCCGGCGUCCUACUACACCACAACGGAAACCCAAUUCGCAGACCUCCACAACCGCCUCAAUCUCAUCUCCAAAUCCAUCCAAAAUCUCUUUGGUGAAGUUCAACGCGUCUCUGCCACCCUAGAGUCCCGACACGCCGAAAUCCUGGCCCGCAUGCCCAAUUCCCAAUCUAUUGCGAGUCUUGAUAACCGGGUGGCCAAUCUCGACAGGGUCGUCUCCUCUCUGGAGAAGGAGUUGAAGACCGGCGAUCACCGCACGCAAUUUGCCAAACUGAGUGAGCAGAUUGCGGAGACCCAUGUGGGCGUGACGGAACAGGUGCCACAGAGAGUCAGGGAAUAUGUCAUUGCGCACACGCCCAGGAUCGGAUUCAUCCUGUAUAGUUUUAUGGCGUUCCAGACAUGUUGCAUCGGGGUGUUUGUAUGGUACAAAUGGCGAAAGAGUACAAUGCCUAAGAAGUACUUGUAA